This is a messenger RNA of Ramularia collo-cygni, 582 nucleotides long. RefSeq lists its product as uncharacterized. The record is from RefSeq and is a predicted model, not a curated record. Lineage: Eukaryota; Fungi; Ascomycota; Dothideomycetes; Mycosphaerellales; Mycosphaerellaceae. The coding region runs from base 1 to 582 and encodes 193 amino acids. The transcript is spliced from 2 exons.
AUGCUGCACACCGCCGUACCACCAAUGAGAAUUGCCCUGGAUGGAAGACGCAGUACGCUGGCCGCGAAGCUGUUGGCGCCAUCAAAGACCUCUCGCGGGCUGCAACAGAAGCCAUCUUUGAAGCAGCACAGGCACGUGCCUCAUCAGUCGGUCUUCGCGAAUGUCUCUGCCAGCAGACCAAACUCGCCGACGAAGGUGGUUCGUAGGCUGCCGCGAUCUGUCUCUCUUUCUUUCGACAGUUUCGUUUCACUCAUCCAUUUCAAGCGCACAAUCAUCUUGCGCAUGUGGGGCUUCCACCCCAGUGCAAAGAUGCCCAAGCACUACGUUGCGCACGAGAAGAGAUCGGUAGCCAUUGUCUUGAUGGCGAACGCGAGUCGUUCCACAAAUCACCAUCUUUUUCUCCCACCUCGCUCGCGCCUUUCUAAUGACUUACGACAUGGUCAGCGUGUGGUCCUCUGCGUGUCAUCUGACAACACUGGGCUGCUUCCUCAAGCCAUGCAUGAUCGACAAGCCACUGUCAAGAYCUCCUCCGCCGAACAGGAAGCACCUCCAAAGCAAGCCUCUUUCUGCACAUUCGUCUAA